AUGUACUGGGGUAAUUAUGUUAGAAUUCUUUUCACUGUGACUCUGGUCUGGCAGGCUGUGCAUUUAGGAAAAGGCCGUGAAAAAGAAGAACUUGAAGAUGUGAAAAUUCUCAAUGCCACAGCACAAAAGCAGCAGCCCAAGAACGAAGGAACUACUAUAAACGCUUUCAGUGACAUGAAUCAGAGUUAUGAGAGCAGAAAGGAACAGAAUUCCCAGGCAGUGGUACCUUUUACUGGGAUUACAGAGAGUAAAAAACUGAAUAGACAUUGCUGCCAAAACGGAGGGACCUGUAUCCUAGGGGCUUUCUGUGCCUGCCUUAAGCAUUUCACUGGCAGAUACUGUGAACACGAUGAGCGGCAAAGCAACUGUGGCAGCAUUGCCCACGGCGCCUGGGUGCUGAAAGGCUGUUGGCUGUGUCGGUGUGGAUAUGGUACUCUGAACUGUCUCUCAGAAAUAAUGCACAAUAACUGUGAACUGAAAUCAGAAAAUGAAGAAAUUACCAGCCUGUUUUCUAAUGGGCUAAGAAUACAGCAAACAGUGUUUGCACUUGCUUGCCUGCUCACCAUCCUCCUGGAGCUCUGCUUUUGGCAGUUGUGA
Melopsittacus undulatus (budgerigar) is the source of this 597-nucleotide messenger RNA. RefSeq names its product cryptic protein. Gene Ontology annotation, cellular component: extracellular region; cell surface. Gene Ontology annotation, biological process: anterior/posterior pattern specification; nodal signaling pathway; determination of left/right symmetry. The transcript is spliced from 6 exons. NCBI's taxonomy places the organism in Eukaryota, Metazoa, Chordata, Aves, Psittaciformes, Psittaculidae. The record is from RefSeq and is a predicted model, not a curated record. Gene Ontology annotation, molecular function: activin receptor binding; nodal binding. Bases 1 to 597 code for a protein of 198 amino acids.